Messenger RNA from Chelonoidis abingdonii (Abingdon island giant tortoise), 1615 nucleotides. The record is from RefSeq and is a predicted model, not a curated record. NCBI's taxonomy places the organism in Eukaryota, Metazoa, Chordata, Testudines, Testudinidae.
CAUGCCUCACACGAGCGGGCCCAGCCUCGGGGAAAGCGUCGCUCACUUCUCCCCACACUGCCGGCCCGCAGCACCCCGCGACCUCUGGACCGGAGCAGCUCGAACCGGCGGCGACUAAGCGCAUGCGCGGAACCGGAAGUCCGCCGGUCAUUGCUUCUUUAGGGCCUUUCUAUGCUACUGAACUGAGGCGUCUCUAUGGCCCGCGGCUGCCGCGCGCUCGGGGAACUGUGAGGGAGAGGGGAGUGGCAGCGCCGCCGCCUUCGGCUGCCUGGCGGGGAGCCGGCGUGGGGGGAUGGGUGAGAGUACCAGCCCCAUCAGCGUGAUCUUGGUGAGCUCGGGCAGCCGCGGCAACAAGCUGCUCUUCCGCUUCCCCUUCCAGCGGGGCCCGGAGCACCCGGCCGCCCAGGCCGGUAAGCCAAGGAGCCGAUAUGCUGUGAAUAGCACUAAUGACAACACAGAAGAUCAAGAUGGAGACUCCAGAGAGCAAUAUCCUCUAACUGAUGAGCAAUUGGUUUCAGGAUUUUCAGAUGUCAUCCUGGCAACAAUUUUAGCUACCAAAUCAGAUAUGUGUGGCAAAAAAUUUGAGCUGAAGAUUGAUAAUGUCCGUUUUGUUGGCCAUCCUACUUUGCUGCAGCAUGCCCUUGGGCAGGUAUCCAAAACUGAUCCAUCACCAAAGAGAGAGAUGCCCACCAUGAUUCUCUUUAAUGUUGUAUUUGCCUUAAGGGCCAACGCAGAUCCAUCGGUGAUCAACUGUUUACACAACCUCUCUCGUCGAAUUGCCAUAGUUCUACAGCAUGAGGAGCGUCGUUGUCAGUACCUGACCAGAGAGGCCAAGCUGAUCCUAGCCAUUCAGGAUGAAGUGUCUGCCAUGUCAGAAACAGCAGAAGGUCCACAAUCACCUUUCCAUCACAUUCUACCCAAGUGCAAGCUGGCCAGAGACCUCAAGGAGGCUUAUGACAGUCUUUGUACUACAGGGGUGGUGCGAUUGCACAUCAACAACUGGCUUGAAGUGAGUUUCUGUCUGCCUCAUAAAAUCCAUUAUGUUGCAACAAGUUUUAUACCUCCUGAAGCGAUUGAAAGAAGCCUGAAAGCUAUUAGGCCUUACCAUGCCUUAUUACUACUGAAUGAUGAGAAAUCGUUGCUUAAUGAGCUCCCAUUGGACUGUUCCCCAGCACUGGUGAGAGUGAUUAAAACUACCUCUGCUGUGAAGAAUCUGCAGCAGCUGGCUCAGGAUGCUGACCUGGCAUUAUUACAGGUUUUCCAGCUUGCUGCACAUCUGGUUUACUGGGGAAAAGCAAUUAUUGUCUAUCCACUGUGUGAAAACAACGUCUAUAUGCUGUCCCCCAAUGCCAGUGUUUGUCUUUACUCUCCUUUGGCAGAGGAAUUUUCCUGUCAGUUUCCUGGCCAUGAUUUGCCGUCUGUGCUUUCCAAGUUCUCUUUGCCAGUUUCCUUAUCAGAGUUCAAGAAUCCGCUUGCUCCACCAGUACAGGAGGCACUGUUACCCAAGAUCUCUGAUCAACGGUGCUGGGACGCACCAUCACCUGGAGUGGAGCGCUCACAGGGACACACAUCUCGAAGAACCUCAGUUACUGUAGGGUGAGUAACUUUCUCUUGC